This is a messenger RNA of Pseudo-nitzschia multistriata, 1285 nucleotides long. The record is from the annotation of a GenBank genome assembly. Lineage: Eukaryota; Bacillariophyta; Bacillariophyceae; Bacillariales; Bacillariaceae.
GUAUAGUAGAAAACGUACGUGGAAAAAACCGAAAACAACAUCGAUGGAAAAACCGAAAACGACGCGACGUUUUCAUUGCGCCUCACAACAGUAAGUACGCCUAAUUUCAAAAGAUUGCUUGAUUGCAACAAUCAUAAUAUUCAAUUCCUUAAGAACCAACGAAGUAAGUAAAUCCACCACGCAAGUCAAUACAGUACCCGAAGCAAUACUCGCAAACUACAAUGCCAGGGAACAGCAACGACCUCGGUUCAAUGCCCGAAGACAACCAUCCUCUAGCCUCAUUCCUCAAGCUGGGUGAUUCAACGACUCCUGGAACAGAUGAGCGCAAUAUGCUUUUCAUGGUAGCCCACAUUGGGUUUUUUGCCUUUAACUCCUUCAACGUCUUGUACAUUCUGGUCGUGCAGGGCAUCAUCGAAAGAGAACUCCAGAGAAACAACAUCCUCAAGAUCGCCCUGGGCGCCUGUUUGUGCCAGCUAAUGAGCUGCAUGUGCAGCAUCCACCGGUACAAUACCAACGACGAGUUUUCGGCGGUUGGGCCCUUCGCCCACAUCAGUGGCGUACGCCUUUGGCAACAGCGCCUGCGUCUUCAUCGGCCUGAAUCGGAACGCACACGGAAGCAUCGAAAACUUUGCCGGGCUCGGCAUUGCCCUCCAUUAUUCAGUGCUCGGGGUUUCAUGCUGCGUGUCGACCGCCAUCUAUUGCUUUCUGCAGGGAUACAUCCACUGGGAUCCCGAUCCGACCAAGCUGCAAAACUUUCAACCCUUUCGCAAAUUCAUUGGUGUCUCGACGAUGUUCCAACUCUUGGCAAUGGCGCGGUGUCUGUACGAGUACCAUAACGGAAGGAUCGGCUUCCCCCCAAACGAUCCCGCUAGAAGAUCCGUGGUCCGGAUGUUCCAAACCUGCAUCUUCCUUGACCUUUUUGCACUCGGUCUAGCUGGCACCGGAAUGCCCGUCCUUCAAUAUCCUGCUACUGGUUCUACCUUCUCCGUAUUGACCUUGUGCAGCACAUUCGUCGGCCGCAUGAACUUUGCCCGGGAACCCGAACCUAUGCAAGGCGAGAAUGGGGGCAUGCUUCUUGCGAAUGAUGCCGGCAAUGGUGAUCGUCCGGAGGACAUCGAAGCCGGCGAAGAACCCCAGAACGAAAGAAUGUUGAUCCUGCGUAGACAGCGAACUCCUUGACGGAAGAGAAGCGGUUCCGGUUAGAUAGUGGAAGUACCGUACAGUUGUUCUCGACAAGAACGUGUGUUGCUCUUUUUUACAUUUAAAAUAAAUUAUAUAAUUCAAG